Messenger RNA from Ostertagia ostertagi, 1068 nucleotides. NCBI's taxonomy places the organism in Eukaryota, Metazoa, Nematoda, Chromadorea, Rhabditida, Trichostrongylidae. The record is from the annotation of a GenBank genome assembly.
AUGUGGCCCCGGUAUUCUGGUGCUUUCAUUCGCAAGCCGCCAGAAUGGUUUCUGGAUCCACACGACGAAGCAAUCCCUGCAGCCGAGGCAGUAGUAGGCCGCUGGGGGUUGGUUCCAUGGAGCUUGAGGCCAGAUCCGGAUGAAAUAACAGCAGCGAUGAAGCGGUCGACGUUUAAUGCUCGCAUCGAGGACGUCAGCAAGCGAUUCAGCUUCCGUGGCGCAUGGAAGCGAGGGCAAAAAUGUAUCGUUCCGGCAGAUGCGUUUUAUGAGCCAGACUGGCGAACCAAAAAGGCGGUGGCCACACGGUUCACGCGAGCCGACGGCCAACCAAUGGGAAUUGCUGGCUUGUGGGAUACGUGGACGGAGCCUGGCAAACCACCGCUGCUGUCAUUCACCAUGCUUACCAUGAAUGCGACCGAACACGCAUUGCUAAAGCAUUUCCACAAACCAGAUGACGAGAAGCGGAUAUUGGUCAUUCUGCCCGAGAGCCGGUAUGAGGCCUGGCUUGAUGCACCAGUGGAUAUGAACAUGGAUUUCGCCAGACACUUCCCUGCAGACAACCUGGUUGCCACGGCGGCACCACCAAAGCCACCUGCAGCAGCUGCGGGAGCGUUGUUGUGCGAGAUUUGUCGGCUAAUCUCUGGAUGUUUUACCAAGGAGAAGUUUAUUUCAAAGCAUCACGUGGAAAUCUGGCACGCAAACGACAAUGAUGGAGUUCUGAGUGCUGCGUACCCGGGCACGUCCACAGUCCCGCUGGACAUCAUUGAUCGGUAUACAUUGAGGUACGAUGCCGAGCUAGAGGCCGCAGAUGAGUUGGCCGCAUGCGCGAUGGCAAUCGGAGAAUUAGAUUCUCAGCAGCCUCCGCUGUUGCCACUUGAACCAGGACACGUGCGCGUAGUGCGUUAUGGGGAACCACGUCGUAGCAUGCCUGGCGAUAUCCUCAUCGUGUACCAGCCAGCCACUGAACACAUCAAAGCCUUUUAUUGUUAUCGUGGAGAACCCAGUCAGCCAGCAUUCAACAAGAUGCAACAACUUCUCCCGAGUUUGACGGGGCGCCAGCUGCAUUAG